AACCUGAUCCAGCUGGUGGGCUGAUUGCAGGAAAACUUGGCAGCUUCCCACCCCGGGGGCCUGGGCAGCGCGAGGCUGCGGCCUCAUAAGGUGCAGGGAGCAGGCGGGAGAGGCAGGCUGGCUGGGACGGGAGGCCGGCAGAGGCCGGGCAGGCUGGUCCUCCGCAGGACUCACGGUGAAGGCCCGCUGAGGCCCCAUGCGGUGGGAGGCUCACCAUGCUGUCGCGGGCGCCCUCGCUGCUUGCCUUUCUUCUUCCCACCCUCCUGGCCCAGGGAGAAGCCAGGCACCACGGGGGCCUCUGGACCCACAGCACCAGGCCCGCCCUGCUGAGGCUGUCAGACUACCUCCUGGCCAACUAUGACAAGGGCGUGCGACCCGUGCGGGACUGGAGGAGACCCACCACCGUGUCCAUUGACGUCAUUGUUUACGCCAUCCUCAGCGUGGAUGAGAAGAAUCAGGUACUGACCACCUACAUCUGGUACCGGCAGUACUGGACCGAUGAGUUCCUCCAGUGGGACCCGGGAGACUUUGACAACAUCACCAAGCUGUCCAUCCCCACGGACAGCAUCUGGGUCCCCGACAUUCUCAUCAACGAGUUCGUGGACGUGGGCAAGUCUCCAAACAUCCCCUACGUCUAUGUCCGGCAUCACGGUGAGGUCCAGAACUACAAGCCCCUCCACGUGGUGACCGCCUGCAGCCUGGACAUCUACAACUUCCCCUUCGACGUUCAGAACUGCUCCCUGACCUUCACCAGCUGGCUGCACACAAUCCAGGACAUCAACAUAUCCCUGUGGCGCUUGCCGGAAGAGGUCAAGUCCGACAAGAGUGUCUUCAUGAACCAGGGCGAGUGGGAGCUGCUGGGGGUGCUGACCCAGUUUCGGGAGUUCAUGGAAAGCAGCGACUCUUACGCGGAAAUGAAGUUCUACGUGGUCAUCCGCCGGCGGCCCCUGUUCUAUGCUGUCAGCCUGCUGCUGCCCAGCAUCUUCCUUAUGGUCAUGGACAUCGUGGGCUUCUACCUGCCCCCUGACAGCGGGGAGAGAGUCUCCUUCAAGAUCACGCUCCUCCUGGGCUACUCGGUCUUCCUGAUCAUCGUGUCUGACACGCUGCCGGCCACCGCCAUCGGCACGCCCCUCAUUGGUGUGUACUUUGUCGUGUGCAUGGCUCUGCUGGUAUUAAGCCUGGCGGAGACCAUCCUCAUCGUGCGGCUGGUGCACAAGCAGGAGCUGCAGCGGCCUGUGCCCGCCUGGCUGCGGCACCUGGCUCCGGACAGGCUGGUCCCGCCACUCUGCCGAAGGGGACAGUCAGCCUCCCAAAGGCCCCCAGCCACCUCCCAAGCCACCAAGACUGAUGACUGCUCAGACAUGGGGAACCGCUGCAGCCCUCGGGGAGGACCUCGGGACUUGGAGGGGACCCCGAGGGGCAGGGGCAGCCCUCUGCCCGCGCCCCGGGAGGCCUCGCCGGCCGCGUGCGCAGUGCUGCGGGAGCUGUCCUCCAUCAGGCACCUCCUGGAGAGGCGGGAGGAGGGCCGGGAGGUGGCCAGGGACUGGCUGCGCGUGGGCUCUGCGCUGGACAGGCUGCUCUUCCGCAUCUACCUGCUGGUGGUGCUGGUCUACGGCGCCACGCUGGUCGCCCUCUGGUCCAUCUGGCAGUGUUCCUGAGGGGGUGCGGCCCAGCGGGGCAGGGGCAUGAAGACCCUGGUGAGGAUGGGGUAGGAGGACUUCAGGGCCCAGGGGAGCCCGGCGCCAUUCCCAAGUCGCCUGCACGCUUGCACCGCUGUUCCCAAAGCCAGCUCUUCUCCGCAGCCCCCAGCAGGGCCUCCACUCUUCCCCAGAGCACUUGUGCUCAAGACCUUCACCUCCUGCCUGCCCCUCGUUAGCUCUGAAACAUGCUGUCUCAGAUCAGGCGAAACCCGCGCAUCCCCUGGCGUCGCUCUGUGUACCUGUGUCCCCGGCCUCAGUGUCCCCACUGACACUCCUUUGAACAGGGCACUUUGGCGUUCCGCGCAUCUCUCUCAACCUUGUUUUUAGAUUGAAGGUAAACUGGCUCUCUGCCAACAGCAAUGAUAACUCAGCAUGAGGUCCGUCUAACCCCACUGUCCCUGUCACCUCUAACCCCAGUGUCCCCGCCACCUCUAACCCCACUGUC
Molecule: messenger RNA, 2145 nt
Organism: Manis pentadactyla (Chinese pangolin)
Lineage: Eukaryota; Metazoa; Chordata; Mammalia; Pholidota; Manidae
Gene: HTR3A
Product: 5-hydroxytryptamine receptor 3A
Exons: 9
Coding region: 216-1658 (480 amino acids)
Biological process (GO): signal transduction; chemical synaptic transmission; nervous system process
Cellular component (GO): synapse; postsynaptic membrane; neuron projection
Molecular function (GO): neurotransmitter receptor activity; extracellular ligand-gated monoatomic ion channel activity; transmembrane signaling receptor activity
Source: RefSeq, a predicted model, not a curated record